AUGAGUGAGGUAGAGCAAGGGCCUGUUUUUGAGUGUGAUCAAGAAAUCUGAAAAGAAGAAGGCAAAGAGAAGAGGGUAUUUAGAUUUAGAGAUAUAUUAGCUGAUAGCUCUGUAAGAAAAAGAAGACAAGUCUUCAGUAAAUUAAGAGGAAGCUUAGAAGCUAUCAGAAGAGCGAAUAAUAAAGACCGAUCUCUAUUUCAGGUAAAAAAGCAUCAGUUUGAUCAGAUUAAGAGAACAAGGAAUUUACAACACAUCAUGCUGAGACCGAUUCCUCAAUCAAAGAUCAGUUUCAAAAAUAAGAAGAGAUUUUACUGAAAGAUUAUCAAUGGGUUGGUAGUGUUCCUAAGAAGCAAGGAUAUAAUCAUGAUGCUUCCCACCAGAUGGACACGUACUUCCAUACGUAUAACAAUACAAGCAAGAAUCGGUACCAAAAUAGACUCAGAACCGUCACAAAGAGAUCUUUUAACGCUAUGAAGCACAAGAUGAGGGUCAGAAAUUUGACCAAAUCCUCUCUAAAACACGACUUCAUAAGCCACCAUCAACAUAUGUG
Moneuplotes crassus is the source of this 550-nucleotide messenger RNA. The record is from the annotation of a GenBank genome assembly. Lineage: Eukaryota; Ciliophora; Spirotrichea; Euplotida; Euplotidae.